Paramacrobiotus metropolitanus is the source of this 3764-nucleotide messenger RNA. Its product is annotated as atrial natriuretic peptide receptor 1-like. The record is from RefSeq and is a predicted model, not a curated record. Lineage: Eukaryota; Metazoa; Tardigrada; Eutardigrada; Parachela; Macrobiotidae. The coding region runs from base 35 to 3406 and encodes 1123 amino acids. The transcript is spliced from 23 exons. Gene Ontology annotation, cellular component: membrane. Gene Ontology annotation, molecular function: protein kinase activity; guanylate cyclase activity; peptide hormone binding. Gene Ontology annotation, biological process: cGMP biosynthetic process; receptor guanylyl cyclase signaling pathway; intracellular signal transduction.
UAUGAAGUUAUAGCUUAUUUAAGCAAAAUAAAAAAUGGAUAUUGUUCUUUUUCGAAUUGUUUUAGUUUCGUUUCUUCAUUGUUAUGUGGAUAAACGCGUUUUAAUUUAUGGGCAACUGCAAAGGACUCGGUCAACAACUUUGAGUCCCGAUGUAUCAUUUGUGGAUAUUUCUACCGAUGGCGGGGAUUUAAGUACUUUUUCCGAAGAUACAACAACAACCCCGUUUUAUACUACGACGAUCGUGACAUCAACCACAGCAUUUCCGGUACAACCCGUACCCAUACCCGAUCCGCGCGAUAAACAGCUACGCUUAUGCCUGACCAUUGAAAGUUCACCAUCAUUUUUUUAUUACUAUCGGCGAGUAGCCACCGCCAUCGACAUGGGAAUCGAAAGAGCAAAUCGCCAAAUAUUAACCAACAAUUACAAGAUAGCACCUUAUUAUAAAGAUUAUGGAAAAAUUUGCUUGAAGAAGAACAACGCCGUUAAAUACGCAUUGGAAAUGUUUACCGGUGGGAUUACAUGCCAUGCUUAUCUUGGGCCAGGAUGUGGUUAUAGCGCUGAUAGCUUGUACAACCUGGCGGAGUAUCUGCAGAUUGCAAUACUUGCUUGUCCAGCGGCUGGAUCGUGUAACGCAGCUGAACGAGACCAGUAUCCGCUGAUGACACGCACUUCCUUCACCCACAAGGAUACAUCCAAACUGCUCUUCCGUUUUUUCUCUCAAUAUGGCUAUAAACACGUGGUGGCUAUUAUGGAUGAUAGUAACAGUUUUUACGAACAGUUUGGUGUUACGUUCACCGCAGAACUCCGAAAGCGUCCAGACUUCGCAUCGACCAUCGUGCAGAAACCGAUCAGAAGCGGUGAUGCUACCGCGGACACAUAUGUCAACCUGCUUAAAGAAGCCAACUCCACUGCGCGAGUGUAUUUACUAUGCUCAAAUGCAAGUGUGGUUCGACAGAUUAUGCUAACUGCGAACACGUUAAAUAUGCUGGAUGGAAGCUAUGUUUACAUCGCGAUUGAGCUUUUUCAAAGCAGUACUUGGGGAACAUUUACUUGGAGCAUGGGUAAUGCACAAGACAGAGAUGCUAAAUUUGCCUAUAAUUCAUUACUAUUGGUUGCUCUGAACCCGCAACAUACCGAAUAUUUCGACGAAUUUUCUUCUGACAUCAGACGGCUGUCCCGGCAGAACUACAAUUAUUCGUUUGGCGAAUUUGAAGAUAUUGACCCCGUUGUUAUUAGCUACUAUGAAUCGGUUCUAAUGUAUGCAGACGUUAUAAAUAAAAUACUGGCAAGUGGAGGAAAUAUUUAUGACGGCAAGCUCGUAUCCUCGUUAUUUCGAAACGGAGCUUUCAACAGUCCUGUCAGUGGGAACGUAAAAUUGGACAGCUUUGGUGAUCGACUUUCAGACUUUAUUAUAAGGACAAUGGACUACGAUACUGGGCGAUAUAUGGAUUUUGUUGCUUAUUCUGCUAAUACCGACCAGCUAGUGCAAGUGGGCCCGCCCGUUUGGGGCACACCGGACGGUAAUCUUCCUCCUGAUAGUCCACGGUGCGGUUUCACCGGGGACGCUCCAAUCUGCCAUCCUCAAGGUCUCUCUGGCGGUUUGCUGGGAGCGGCAGUAGCGAUCCCUAUCAUUGUUCUCCUGUUACUUUUUGGCCUUAUCGGUUAUCUAAUCAUGCGGUCACUGAGGAACGAAGGGCUGGAUCCGAACUGGUGGCGCAUAUCUCAGUCUGAACUCGAUAUUACCGGAACCAAAGGAAGUCAAGGCAGCCGCAUUGCCAGUAGUAAAAAGUCUCUGCAGAACGACGAAACCACAUCUCAAACAACCAAACAAACGGAUGCCACUUCUGGUAUGAGUGUCAUGAAUGGACGCACGGCUACUCUACGCGGAAAUGUCAUUACCAUCAUUGAUGUUGCGGAAAAACGCCGACGACCCAAUCCCCAAAUGAUUAAAGAACUAAACCAAGUCCGGGUAGUUACCCAUCAGAAUUUACAACGCCUGCUGGGUGUAUCGGUGAACGAUGACGGAUACGUCGUGUACAUCGUAGGCGAACUGUGCCAAAAAGGCUCUCUGACUGAUUUAUUGGAAAAGGACUCCCUGAAGCUCGACUGGUCCUUCAAGAACUCGUUAAUUAAAGACAUUGUUAUGGGAAUGACGUAUCUCCAUGGAUCAUCUAUUGAAUCGCAUGGGAAUUUGACGGCACAUACUUGCCUUGUGGACAGUCGGUUUAUGCUAAAGGUGUCCGACUUUGGAUUAACGUCAUUUCGUGACGUUCGAGACUUAUUACCACCAGCGGAAGAUGACGACGAUCGCAACUUUGAUUAUCUAUUAUGGCGAGCUCCGGAACUCUUACGGCAGCAAAUGCCAGUUAAAGGAACGCAAAAAGGAGAUGUUUACAGUUUCGCCAUUCUACUGCAGCAAAUUAUUCUUCGUACUGGUCCGUUUGAUACACCUGGAGACGCCACCAAAGCGCAUCAAACUGCCAAAGAAGUGAUAAUGGAAGUGAAAAAAGGAACUCAACCGCCUUUUCGACCUCAAGUUCCUCCUUCCGCAUGUUCCAGUGAACUGUUCGGUCUGAUGGAACGCUGUUGGGAAGAGUAUCCCAUUGAACGCCCUACUUUUUCCAAAAUCAAGGAAGGUCUGAAAAAGGUCAUAGGAAAUUCCGGCGACAACAUAAUUGAUCACUUGCUUAAGCGCAUGGAACAGUACGCCGCUGAUCUGGAAGCGCAAGUGGCAGAAAAAACCGAACAGUUCGUCGAAGAAAAACGGCGCUCUGAAGAAUUACUCAGUCAACUGCUGCCAAAAUCGGUCGCGGAAUCGUUGACACGAGGUCACAACGUCGAUCCCGAACUGUACGACAGCGUAACCGUGUACUUCAGCGAUAUUGUCAGCUUCACAACCAUUUCGGCUGCUGGAUCACCAAUGGAUGUGGUUUCCAUGUUGAACAAUUUGUAUACCAUGUUUGACAGUAUUCUUGAAAAAUAUGAUGCAUAUAAAGUGGAAACAAUUGGCGAUGCCUAUAUGCUUGCCAGCGGUCUGCCGGUGCGCAACGGAAAUCGCCAUGCGAGCCAAGUGGCUUUAGUGUCACUAAAUAUAAGAAAAGACUUAGACACCUUUAAAAUUCCCCACCUUCCUGACGAUAAACUCAGGUUACGCAUUGGCCUUCAUUCGGGAUCGUGUGUUGCUGGAAUCGUUGGAUUAAAGAUGCCGCGAUAUUGUCUGUUCGGUGAUACCGUUCAGAUAGCACAAAAGAUGGAAUCCAGCGGAGAAGCAAUGAAAAUCCAAGCCACUCACGCCACUAAGCAGUUGCUGGAAGAUAUCGGCGGCUUUCAGCUGCAAGAACGAGACCGCGUUAUAGAAUUUAAGGACAUGGAAAUCCGAACAUACUGGCUGUUGUCCGGAAAGUAGCAGAAGGAAUGCGCUGUUUGCCUCUUUGCUAGCCGCAUGAGAGUGGGAAUAUUUUCUUUCGAUUACUUUCUGUCUGGAUUGCUUGAAUUUGUUCUGUUCUGACUAGUAAAGGUGUUUGUUUUAAUGUACUUCUCUGAAUUUUGUUCCUGGUACGUACGUAGCACAGUUGGAAUUGCCUGCAUUUAGAAGUGGUAAACCACUGCAGAAAGAGUGAAGUUUUGUGCUAUCCAAAAUCUUGUUAUAUGCUUGCCAACUAUAUUUUUGAUUUUUUUGCAAAUAGAUUUAUGAGUGCAGAUGUUUGUUUUACUUUCGUUGUUGCCGGUACAAUGAUUAACAGUAAAUAUUUGAAUGCAAUUUG